AUGUCCGUACAAGUGGUUGGAGAGGGCAACUCCUCGUCGCUGGAGAUGUCACCGCCAAGUGAUGACAGACUUAUCCCGAAAUGGCUCGAAAGCCAACCAAAUGAGGCUCAGUCAAGGCUUACACAAAACAUAUUAGAUGAUUACCUCGCCAAAGCUGCACAACCUCGUCACGUCUCAGGAAAUGGAUGCAUCAAACUCUGCUAUUAUAUCGAGCAGUGCAUGAGAUCCGAAUCAUCUCUCGUCAGAGACAUCAUCUUCGCCGAGAAACCUUGUCUAGACCUCUUCAACUUUUACAUUGAGUGGAAUGAGAAGAAUCAGGCGCGCUCCAUGAGGCAAGUGAUGGAGCUGAUCUCAACGAUGAUCGCCAAGAACCCGUCGCGAGACGCGAAACUCGCUAUUAGGAAAGCAAUAGUUGAGAGGGAUAUGUCUAUCGUCACUCAUCAAGCUGCCCAGCCCUUGGUCAAACCAGCAUUCAAGUCUUUGGAAAGUCUUAUGGGUAAGGGCACGAUUUCAGCCCAAGACCUCCUGGAUGCAUAUCAGGAGAGACAUGUAUCUCUGGCCCAUGAAACAGCGUCAUCGAACGACAUUGAUCCUGAAACAGGAUUCUCAGCUACGCUGAAGCAAGAGAUGUCCAUAGAGAAGGGACAUGAUAACAAUGACCCAGAAGCAUCUUCUUGGGAUGCCUUCUUCUGUGAAAUGUUUGAGUGGAUGACAUAUGCCGAUAUCUCACCAGCUGCGGGCAAAUUUCUUGUCACUGUUUUCCGAGACCUGAGGACCACAUCUGAUAAGUCGGGUUUCUCGGACAACAGUACUGCUUCAUGGCAGCGUUGGAUCCGGCGAGGUCUCGGCAGCAAUCCCGAGGCUUUGGAGAAUGUCAAGAACUACUUAUUCCCUCCUCUUUUCAAAUUGGAUAGGAUCGGCUCUCUGUCUUUUUUGGCAGACUUGAGUAUUCAGAAUUCUCUCGAGGAAUUUCAAAGCCAGAACAUGGAUGCGCAGUCAUUGCUCCAACUCUCGGCAAUGGAGACAGGAAAGAAAGCGGGGUUGGUCGAAGAGCCUGACACUAUCGAGUUUUCGAAAGUCAGUAAGAAGCCUUCGGGUGCUGUCGUUCUUCAAGAAGAUGCAAUAGGUCUUCUUCUUACGCACGAAUCUGAAACUGUCCGUUCUCUGGCUUUCUCGGUAUUAGUUUCUUCUUCGUCCACUAUUCGACCUUUCAGUAAGAUGGCACUGGAGAUUCUCAGAGCAAACAUGUACAUCCUGUAUUCAGAUACCGAUGCCAAGUUCAGAAACGAGAUUUUGAGCAGCACCAAGCACAUGAUUGAGAGGCUGAGAGGCGCCACUUCGCUUCUCGCCAAGGAAAUUGAGUCGCUUAGCUUCCAGCUCAGUGGAAAUCAAGACCUUCCAACUGCCCAACAACAAGAAGGACACAAACGACUAGAUGCCAUCAAGCUCAUUUUUCACAGCCAUAAUGAUUUCGUCGCGUGGUAUGUGGAGUUUCUUCUCCUUGAAUUGAUCCCAACAGCAUCGUACCAACGCCACAUCACUUCGUUAAAAGCAAUCUCUUUAUUCCUGAGGAGUGGAAUACUCAAACAAGGUCUCCAGUCUAGGCUAUUAAAAACGUCUGGAAAUAAUACUGUCUGGCCAUAUCACAUAGCCUUCUUCACACGGUGCUCUAUGAGACUUCUCAUGGAUCUUCUCAUGGAUCCUUUCGAGGAUGUAAGAAGUGCGGCAACAUCAAUACUGAAGCUUGCGGCUCCAUGUGAUUUCGGAUUUAAAACAAACCCCUCCACUUCAAUAGAGGGAGAUAGAAGCUCACUAGACAUUGCAAGCUCCGGUCUUAACAAUGCCGUCAACAGGACAUCUGAGUGCAAAAAUGUUAUUCUUGCGCUGCUAGUCAACUUCAUUACUCGUAUUGAAGAUCUUUCAAAACAAACAGGUCGGGCGGACCACGCAGAUGGUGUAGCAAGAUCAUAUGAGCUCUUGUAUGGUCUACAAAUAUCCCCUCAGAGCCGUUUGGCUCUCAUCACACAGCUUGUGAAAGAUCUUGAAAGCAAAAUUGAAGUUGCUGAGCACAGCCUCGGACAGGCUGUGUUUGAAGCUCCAGUCCAUGGUAACUUUGCUGCUCUAACCUUUGUUUGGGAUGCCAUUAAUCAUACCAAGGACUUCGAAGUUGACGCCACCCCGGACUUGAGCUGCCAUAGCGAACUAGAAGUUCUGCAAGAGCGCAUGGCAAACUGUUGUUCUCGUGUCUGGCAUGCUGUAAAGGACAUCCUUUGCAACGACUCGCCGGAGGGUUACCUUCCUGAGGACCUCGAUGAAGUUGAAGAAGUAGACACAAAAGACGUACUGAGCUAUAGCUUUAGGGCUAUCCAUGAGUCCAGCAACAUGAUGAGGUCACUUGUCAACACAAUUAAGCUUAAGCUUCAAACACCAGAGAGCAAGCCCAUUCUGCCAACCACCACUUUUGUUCAGAUUGCAAAUCUUUCUUUCGAACAGUUGACAACUCUGCGCCAUCGUGGAGCAUUUUCUACAGUUACCUCAACUUUCGCAGCUUGCUGCCAAGCCUGCGUGGAAUCAAGUAUGGAUCCAACAUCCAAGCAAUUUUUGACCACAUGGCAUCAAGCCAUUUUUGAAUGCAUCAUGGACCAAGACUCGACUACUCGCCGCUCCGCAGGGAUUCCUGCAGCUAUCACCAGUAUCCUCUCUGCAAGGGCCCUAAGCCCAUCACUGAACGAUGUUGUUGAAGGUCUCGUAGCCAUUGCAAAAAUACAAGUGGCUCCAAGUGUAAAAGAUGAGACAAGAUACCCGCAGGUCCAUGCUCUCAAUUCCUUAAAAGAAAUCGUGAAAAGCGCUGGUAUUGGAAAUCAAGUAGAGCCAUUCGUCGAAAAGCUAUUCACUAUUGGCGGAGACAGCUUCCAAAGUAGAAUAUACCCAAUUCGGAAUUGUGGUUUACUUCUGAUCAGAAGCUUGUUCGACUUUAUUUUCGGCACGAACACAGGGAAGGACAUCGUGGAGAAGGGUUGGGAUGGGAAGUCAACCACAAUCAACUAUAAUCAGUACCCAGCUUUGGUUGAUCUUAUAACUCAUCUCUUGGAAACUGGCACAGAUGAGGCGCUCUUUCCCGCAAUGGAUGUUCUUAGACGUGCUGGACCUCCGCCAGGCCACCUUCAACGCAUUGAGUCGCUUAUUUCUAAGCAACUGGGAAACAGCGAGUGGCAGAUUCGCCGCAUUGCUGCGGAUUGCCUGUGCUCUUUUCUGAUGGGGGGAAAUUGGCUUAAAUCGGCACUCAUGUUCUUAGAGCUCGACGCAGAAGGCUCGAACCAACGCCAUGGCCAGCUAUUGGUUGUCCGCGCAAUAUUAAGCCAAAGACUGCGCGGUGCAACUCACAGCGAGAUUGGCAAACUUUUGGAGGCAUUACCAUCCUUUAUCACAUCUUGGAGCCGGGAUGUUCAACAAUAUCCUAAUCCUUGGAACCUGAUAGCACUUGGAGAAAUUCGACAACAUAUCAAUCAAAAGUUUUGCUCCCUGGCCAUCUCCUUUCCGCAGAUUCGCGCCAAGCUUCUCAAUAACUCUGCACUGUCAACAUUGCAAGCCAUCGAUUUGCGAAGCGAUUUUCAACGGUCCCAUAGCAAUACCAAGAUUGCUAAACAUCCCGAUCUGUGCAGGCUCAUUACGCAGAAUGAAUUCUCUUCUUUAGUCAUACAAAAUGACUUCAAUGGACUUCUUCCUGCUUUUACGAAGGCCAAAGCCCUGUCCUCUAUUGCUGCGGUGGCCAUUCUUGAGGCUAUUCCCAAUGGCUUUCCAUUGACCGAUGACGGAGCUAUCCUGGUUCAGCUAUGUCUGGUCUAUGAGGAAGCAUUAGGGUCCACGGCUUCCGAAGUCCAAAUUGCUGCUCUGCAGAGCCUUUGCACUAUUUUAGAUCGCCACUUUGACUUCUCGCGUUAUAGCUUUGGCAAUCACAAGAAAGUCAUGGAUAUAGUGCUCAAGUCAGCUGGCAAGAAAUUGACCGCAAGAGGUCCUACUUCUACAAUCGCGCUGCUCGACAUGAAUGGAUGGGUCUGUCUUUUCCAAAUUCUUCAGAAGAUAGACAGCUGCCCCGCAACUUUCGAAGAUGCAAUUAUGCCCACGUCAGAAUUUCAGUCUUGGUCUAUAGAAUGCAUUCUGAAUGGAAAGGACGAUGUGGAGUUUGAUACUCGAUUUGCAGCCGCGCAAGCGUUAUCUAAGUUCUACGUUCGAAUCGUCAAAGCCCUGCGCGGUAUUCCGAAGUCCGAGUAUCUUAUUCCAUCUUUAUUCGCCCUCCAUAGUACCUUGAACGAUGACGAUGUUGAUAUUCGAAAGCUCGCUUCGGCAGCGAUAUCAAUCAUCUUGAACAGACACUUAGUCUCUCAAGCUGCUACUUCGGCUUUCGCCCACCAUCUUUUCGACUUGUUCUUGAAUUCGCCGAUAUUCAUAAAUUAUGUCACUGCCAAGAUGACUGGAACACCGACCGAUCUCCUUGACUUAGGGUGCCAGAAUUCGGUUGUCUUGGAACCCUUUGCGGAUCAAUACGUUGACGAUCAGCGUGACGAAAAUAAACUUUUUGCGGAAGAGAAGCAAAAUCUGUGGCGGGACGACAUUGACGAUGCAAAGAUUUGGGCUGUUAUUUUCGGUAAGCUGCGUCUUCACAGCUUUGGAACUUAUACUCCUGGCCAUCCUCUACCUCCCAUCAUUGCAGAAUUAGUCGUCUGGGCCAAGAACACUGCCACUACCCUGAAUGAAUCAGCCUCCUCGAAUAACGCUGCCAAUGGCUGGACCACGAAGCCGGAAGUCUUCGCUGUAUCAAUGCGAGCCAUCAAUGCUAUCAACACCCUAAUGGACUACUUGGAGGUGCAUUUCCUACCCGCUAUCGAUAGAGAACCUGCGGUUUGGAGCUCGACAGGUCCUGAUUUACUGGAUCAAUUCCACGCGAUUGUCUUGGGAACUACGGAUUUUGUGCGUCAGUGCAUUUUAAUCAACGUACAUCCCAUUUUGAUCCAAGCACUUAUGACGAGAGUGUCUCGAGUCCCGGAGGUCCGUCAAAGAUUCAAACUUCUGCAGCAGCAGGUCAAGCAGUCAGGGCAAGAGGAUGUGAAGAGCCUAAUGUUCCCUACACCCAAUGGCACAAGAUAA
Molecule: messenger RNA, 5145 nt
Organism: Cadophora gregata
Lineage: Eukaryota; Fungi; Ascomycota; Leotiomycetes; Helotiales; Ploettnerulaceae
Exons: 9
Coding region: 1-5145 (1714 amino acids)
Biological process (GO): tRNA methylation
Cellular component (GO): cytosol
Source: RefSeq, a predicted model, not a curated record